GGAACCUGAGGGAAAGAGGAAGUUCUGCUGGAAACGUCCUGUAAAGAGGCUCUGAUGUCCGGACAGCGGGAGGGAGAGCCCCGGCAUGAGGAGCAGAUGACUGUACUGGGAGCACAGAGGAACACCUGAUGCCUACAUAUGAUGCAGAUGAUUUGGUUGUUGCACCAGCUACAUAUAAAAAACGUGGCAUUCUCCCAGUUGUACCCUCAGACCUUCAAAUCAAAAAUCUGCCACCUGAUCCUUUAAAAAAGACUGUUAUGCAGAAUGCAAACCACAGAAGUGGUGCUGGAUCCCAAAGAGCUCAGAAAGGGAAGAAGUCUUAUUCAUGUUCAGAGUGUGGCAAAUGUUUUACUCUGAAAUCAAAUCUUGAUAUCCAUCAGAGAAUUCACACAGGGGAGAAGCCGUAUUCAUGUUCAGAAUGUGGUAAAUGUUUUGCUAACAAAUCAAUUUUUGAUGACCAUCAGAGAGUUCACACAGAGGAGAAGCCGUUUUCAUGUCCAGAAUGUAGAAAUUGUUUUGCUAGGAAAACUCAGCUUGCUAAUCAUUUAAAAAAUCACAUGAGGGAGCAGCCAUUUUCCUGCCCAGAAUGUGGAAAAUGUUUUGCUCAUAAAUCAGUUCUUAAGGUUCAUCAGGUUAUUCACACAGGAGAGAAGCUAUUUUCAUGUUCAGAAUGUGGGAAAGGUUUUACUCAGAAAGCAUCUCUUUAUAAACAUAAGAAAAGUCACACAGGAGAGAAGCCAUAUUCAUGCCCAGAAUGUGGGAAAUGUUUUACUCAGAAAGCAUCUCUUUAUAAACAUAAGAAAAGUCACACAGGAGAGAAGCCAUAUUCAUGUUCAGAAUGUGGGGAUUGGUUUAGCCAGAAAGUACAUCUUCAGAGACAUCAGAAAAUUCACACAGGGGAGAAGCCAUACCAUUGUUCAGAAUGUGAAAAAUGUUUUGCUAAUAAAGUAUAUCUUCUUCAACAUCUAACAUGUCAUACAGGAGAGAAGCCAUAUUCAUGUUCAGAAUGUGGGGAUUGGUUUAGCCAGAAAGUACAUCUUCAGAGACAUCAGAAAAUUCACACAGGGGAGAAGCCAUACCAUUGUUCAGAAUGUGAAAAAUGUUUUGCUAAUAAAGUAUAUCUUCUUCAACAUCUAACAUGUCAUACAGGAGAGAAGCCAUAUUCAUGUGCAGAAUGUGGAAAAUGUUUUACUCGGAAAGCAAAUCUUGUUAUGCAUCAGAGAAUUCACACAGGGGAGAAGCCAUUUUUAUGCCCAGAAUGUGGGAAAUGUUUUACUCAGAAAACAAAUCUUGUUAGUCAUCAGAGAAUUCACACAGGGGAGAAGUCAUAUUCCUGUCCAGAAUGUGGUAAAUGUUUUGCUCUGAAAAAUCACCUUGUUGAGCAUUUAAAAACUCACACAGGAGAGAAGCCAUUUUCAUGCCCAGAAUGUGGGAAAUGUUUUACUCGAAAACCAAAUCUUGUUACGCAUCUGAAAUCUCACACAGAGGAAAAGUGAUAUUCAUGCCCAGAACGUGUUUUACAAAAAAAAAAUCUAAAUUUGAGAAUCAUUAAGGAAGUCACACAAAAUUUUCAGAAUGUGGAAACUGUUUUAUUCAGAAAUAAGCCUUUGUUCAAUAUUAGAGAAUUCAUACAGGGCAGAAGAAGUUCUAACCCCUUUCCAACAUCCUCCAUACAUGUACCGUGGAUGUUGGGAAUUUAAAGAUGGUGCCCACUCAAGAGUUAAGUGAGUGCAAUAGGUGAAGCAGCAGAUGUCUGCUGGCAGCAUCCAUGAUUGGAGUUAGCCACAUGAAGUAUAGUGAAUAAAAGAUAUAACAGAGAAUGGAUUGUAGUUCAUGGUCUUUACCAUAGCUACCAUAAAUAAACCAUUAGAGAGAUUGCUUACAUGAUAAGGCUACAUGCACACAAACAUAUUUUGUUUCUGUGUCCGUUCCGUUUUUUUUUGGGGAGGGGGGGCUUUGCGGAUAGUAUGCGGACCCAUUC
Bufo bufo (common toad) is the source of this 1981-nucleotide messenger RNA. RefSeq names its product gastrula zinc finger protein XlCGF26.1-like. The transcript is spliced from 2 exons. The coding region runs from base 129 to 1496 and encodes 455 amino acids. Gene Ontology annotation, molecular function: DNA-binding transcription factor activity, RNA polymerase II-specific; RNA polymerase II cis-regulatory region sequence-specific DNA binding. Gene Ontology annotation, biological process: regulation of transcription by RNA polymerase II. Lineage: Eukaryota; Metazoa; Chordata; Amphibia; Anura; Bufonidae. The record is from RefSeq and is a predicted model, not a curated record.